Messenger RNA from Gekko japonicus, 1195 nucleotides. RefSeq lists its product as uncharacterized. The transcript has 7 exons. The annotation marks the transcript as partial. Lineage: Eukaryota; Metazoa; Chordata; Lepidosauria; Squamata; Gekkonidae. Gene Ontology annotation, molecular function: oxidoreductase activity. The record is from RefSeq and is a predicted model, not a curated record.
CAACUAUGAUGCCAGUAUAACAGGAACGUCACAUUAUGGAGGCUACUCUCAUGAUGCUGUGGUGUAUGCACUACAAAAAUGUGGUAUUCGUCAUAUUGACACUGCAAAGAGAUAUGGUUGUGAAUCACUCCUGCACAAGGCUAUCAAAGACAGUGGUAUCAAGCGAGAAGAUCUCUGGCUAACGACCAAGCUCUGGCAUAUGGACUAUGGCUAUGAGAAAACAAAACAAGCCUGCUUAGAAUCCUGCAAGAGACUUGGCAUUGAAUACUUAGAUCUUUUUUUGGUGCAUUGGCCUGAUGCUCACAUCCCUGGCAAAAGCAAUCGAGAAGUCAGAGCAGAAACCUGGACAGCCAUGGAGGAGCUGUAUGAGAAAGGCUUAUGCCGCUCUAUUGGAGUAAGCAACUUUCUCAUUGACCAUUUGGAGCAGUUAAAGGAAGACUGCCGGGUAACACCUCAUGUGAAUCAGGUUGAAUACCACCCUUUCCAAAGGCCUCAAGAACUAGUGGAUUACUGCCGGAGCAGAAAUAUUGUUUUUGAAGGUUACUGCCCGCUUGCUAAAGGUGAAGCCCUUGGUCAUCCUAAUAUAGUUCAGCUUGCAAAGAAGUAUGACAGAACUCCUGCACAGAUCUGUAUUCGCUGGAGCAUACAGAAUGGCAUUGUAACGAUUCCAAAAUCUACAAAACCAGAAAGAGUCCAGGAAAAUUGUCAGGUCUUUGAUUUUACUCUGGAAAAAGAAGACAUGGAAUUUUUAGACUCAAUGAACAUCAACAGAAAGCUGAUUCACCUUACCUACCCUUUGUGGAAAGGAUAAUCUUAAACAAUAUACUUGCAAGUGUUAGUUACUCAGAACAUGACCACUGAACUGUCCCAAGCCUUUCUCCACCAACCUGCUUAACACAUUCAGAGCUGUGGCGAAUAACACAUGGUUGUUGAAUAGUGCAUGUACAAGCUUCUUAUUAACAAAUUAUUUAGGUAAUUCAAUGUUCUCAUCUCCAGAUCUCACUAAAAUACCAUUUUGGAAAGUUAUGAGUCAUUCUUCAGUCCAACCAGAUCUGAAUUUUUAAAAAAUUACAUUGCUGAAGACCAAAGACCUCUUACAGUGUGUGGCAGGUGGAGUUUGCUGUUGGAAAUUAGCAGGUCUGGUUUAUUUAAGUUCUUGGUUUUUCCACACAACUAACAAAAUAAUUUUAGAAAC